CAAUGGAUUGCUUCCAUUGUUUACCCUCCUCACUUUUUAGAUUUACGUAUUUUUUUUUUUUUUAGUUUUAGUUUCCGAGUUUUUUUUACUAUUACACAGUUUAUAAUUUUGUUUACCGAUAUAAAAUUUACAUUAUUUAAUUUUUGUGUCCUAAACUUUUUACUAGGUAUAGUAAGUUUACUGUUUUUUUUGGAAUGGCUCCCAAAAAGAGAGAAAAAGAACUAGAUAAAAACCGAAUGGAUCACGCACAGGCCGAUCAUGAACUUUUCCUACAAGCAUUUGAAAAACCCACACAGAUUUACAAAUAUUUAAGGAAUCGUAGUUUGUUUUCGCCAUUAUUUUUAGUCAGAACUUUAAGUUACAUGAGAGCAAAUCGUCCAAGACCUAAACGUCCGAAAAAGAAAUUAGACAUUGAUUCAUUGUUAAACAAUGUUGAAAAUCAAGUUUAUGAAAAGAAAACAUUUAACAAACGAUACUUGACAAUAAGUUAUAUUGGAUAUUUUGAUGAUAAAAUGAACAAUACAAAUGGACCUGUUAAAAUUGAAACUACACUCGUGAAAAUAUGUCACAAAAAACGGAAAGAUGUUUGCCCAUAUACAAUGGUCUCUUUUGGCUUAUCAUCUGUUCCUGUCAAUCCGACUUGUUGUCAAUUAACAUCACAAACUCCAGUAGUGUCUAUUCCUGUCGAAUCAGUUAAUACUGUACAAGGAAAUGUAUCGAAAUCACAUCAUUUAUUAGUAAGGGUAAUAAAUGUAAUUUCAAAUUCAGAUUCUGAAAACACUGAGCCGAGUCAAAAAAAAAGAAGGAUGAGUAUUAAAGAGGGUAAUGGUAUAGUUAAAAAAGAGAUUGGUGCAAAUUUAAUAAUACAUGACAAACAAAAUAGAUGUUUGCUUAAAGAUGGUGAUUAUGAUUGUCUUAUAGAAGAAAUUAGUGGCGAAAGUCCCAAUUUAACAACUGGAAAAUCGUGUUCAUGGGAACGCCUCAAAGAAGUAAGAGCUGGACCACAAUUUAGUGCAUUUGAAACUCGUAAAAAGAUCAAGCUACGUUUAAAGUGGUCAACAGAGCCCACUAGUACUACUGUUGUUUGUCCUCUCGUUGAUAAUAAAGAAAAUAAUUGGCCAACAUCAAAUUCUAGAAGAAGUAGCAGUGUUCAAAAUGCAAAUGGUUCUCUGGAUUCUUCGUCCAAUAAGUUGAAAAUAGUAUACCAGUUCUUAUAUAAUAAUAAUAGCCGUCAACAGACUGAAGCUAGUGAAGACUUACAUUGCCCAUGGUGCACAUUGGAUUGUUUUACAUUAUAUGCAUUACUUAAACAUUUGAAGCUAUGUCAUGCCCGGUUUACAUUUUCUUAUGUUCCAACAGGAUCUGGUGCACGAAUUGAUGUUGCAAUUAAUGAGCACUAUGAUGGUUGUUAUAUUGGUAGUCCACAAGAUUUAAUUGCACAACCACAAAGAGAUGAAUCAAAGAAUGUUGGUUAUCGUAUAACUAGAGUUGGUCCUGUUAGACGUGCGGUUGUAUCAAAAAUAGUUGUUUGUCACCCAAAACGACUCAGGCGUGCUUCAUUGUCCGAGUUUCUACAUGAACUGGAAGAUACCGAUGGAUAUGAUGGCCAAAGGCCAUAUGUUACUGGACAUAAUAGAUUAUAUCAUCAUACCUCAACAUGCCUUCCUAUUUAUCCACGAGAAAUGGAUGUAGAUAGUGAAGAUGAAAGUGAUCCUAUAUGGUUAAGGAAAAAGACUGCAAUGAUGAUUGAUGAAUUUACGGAUGUUAAUGAUGGUGAAAAGGAACUGAUGAAGAUGUGGAAUUUGCAUGUUAUGAGAGAGGGAUUUGUUGGUGAUUGUCAAAUAUCAUUAGCUUUAAGUAUGUUUGUUGAAUCUAAGGGUAGAUAUAUACUUAGGAAAAAUUUAUAUAGGAAUUUUAUGUUACAUCUCUGCAACUUGUGUGACUUACGUCUUAUAAGUCCAGUGACCUUCUAUACAACCAUACAAAAAUUACAAGAUAUUUUAGCAGUUGAUUCAGAAGCUAGCAAUGUAUUAUAUGAAUCUUUUGAAGCUCAGCGAAAAUAUUGGCGUGAGGAAGGUGCUAAAAAGGCAGAGGAUCGUACUGAAAUAAGGUGUUUGGUACAAAGUCCAUUACAGUCAGAUAUUGGUACUAGACGUAAGCCUGCUGGAUCAUUUUACCCAUUAAAACUCCAAGAUAAAUUAAAAGGGAAAGUAAUUAAACAACAAAAUGGUCGUAAAGGAGGAAAUUCUACAAGACAAAAUCCUCCUGCCACUAAAAAUGCAAACAUUGUUGAAGAAAAGAAACUUGAUAAAAAAAGUGACAAAAAGGGAGGGUCUACAACUAGAUCUCAAUCUGCUGUGCGAGGUGAUAAGCCAGAAAAACCAGUAGAAAAACGUAAUAGCACUUCUUUAAACGGUGAAGAUCAUAAAAUAUCUGCAACUCUCACAGUGCGACGUAGGACUUUCCCUAUAUUGACUGAUAAGAAAAAACCAGUUCCUGAAAAAUUGCCGACAAAUGUGUCUGAAUCUGUAAGACGAAAGUAAAUAGGUAAUUAUUGUUGUGAUAAUUUUGACUAUUGUUGUAAAAUUAAACAAAUUUCCCAAUAUCUCUAAAACGAGUUAUUCACUACUGUCAUAAAUAUUCUGUAAGUUAAAAUACCAAGAGAACUUUUAGAUGUUCUUAUUUUUGUGAUCAUAAAGUUUGGUUUUAUUAUUUUUAAUCUUUGUACAGUGGAUAGAAAAAUCUAAGGAUUGGGUCUUAUAAUUAAGAUUGUUAAAUCAUUUUCAUACUAGUUACACCAAAAAUGAUUUAAAAUAUGUUCCAUACAACAAAGGAAUUCUUAAAAUAUGUUAUUAUUACUUAGGAAAUAUAAAUAUCAUAUUAUUAUGUAUUUAAAUUAAUAGAAUUUUAGAUGUUAUUUACUAUAUUAGGAAUAAUUUGUAUAGUAUUGUAUGUCAUAUAAUUGUAAUACCUCAGUUAGUAUUCAUAUGUGUGUAUUAUUUUUUUCCAACCAAGUAUAAUCAAACAAUGAAUGCUAAAUGAGCUAUUUUUAAAUGAUUUAUAAAUAAUAUAUAUAGUUUUGUCACAAUUUUUUUCCUCACAAGUUAUCAUGUAAUACUGAAUUAUUUACUGUUCAUAGUUUUGUGUUUUUAAUUUAUUUUAAGAAUAUACUUGAUUACGUUUAAUAUUACUAUAAAACUUAGGGAUUUGAUGUACAAUUAUAAAAAACAAAUACAAAUAAACUAAUUUUAAUACAUUUCUUGGGGGGUUAUGUGGAUAAUAUAUAUUUUUAAAUUUUCUUAAAACUGCUGUUGUAUAAACAUUGAAUAUUGUAGCUUCCAAAACAGGGUUAUUGUUCCACUGUGCAUUGAUUAAAUAAUAAAUAAUGUUCAUAUUUUUAAUGAUUGGAGUAAUUUUUAUUUACAUAUUAUAAACUAUAACAAUAAUUGUAAUAUUAAAUAAUAUACCAUUCAAAUUAAAAUAGGAUAUUUAAUAUUUGUUUUAAUGUAUUUUUGAGUAUAGUAUUCUUUGGUUAUGUGUUAUAAUGUGCAAUAUAGCAUAACAGCAUUUGCAUACAAUCACUCAUUAAAAAUUAAAAACAAUCUAUAAAAUAUGUUAGUGUUUCAAUAUCAUAGAACUAGUAUUAGCCCUCUGUAUUAUGUGUAUAAAUGCAGAUUGCAGCUACUGGCUUUACAGUCUUAGAUAAUUAUGUAUACCUACUUACUUUUAUUAUUUUAAAGAUUUUUUUAUAUAUUAAGAGUGCAACUGUUGGAAAUGUUUAUCCUAAUAAUUAUUAACUAAACAUUAGAUAUUAAUCUAUACAUUUAAAAUUGUAUUUAAUGGUUUAGUUAUUUAUAUGAUUUAAUGUUAUAAUUAUACCAAUGAAGUAAUUGGUUUUAAUAUAUAUUACUUUAAUUUCUAACACUAAAUAUAAAAGACUUGUAUGCAUGAACAUUUUAUUUAAUGAUCAAUAAAAUAAAUAAUUAAGUCUACAAA
This is a messenger RNA of Acyrthosiphon pisum (pea aphid), 3996 nucleotides long. It is a transcript of the gene Su(z)12, whose product is annotated as Polycomb protein Su(z)12. Gene Ontology annotation, molecular function: chromatin DNA binding. The record is from RefSeq and is a predicted model, not a curated record. Lineage: Eukaryota; Metazoa; Arthropoda; Insecta; Hemiptera; Aphididae. Gene Ontology annotation, cellular component: RSC-type complex; nucleus; ESC/E(Z) complex.